CCCCCCUGGCCUGGUCUCGCAGCAUGCAGGCGCCGACCGCACCUCCAGCUCGCCGUAUCGCGCUGCUCGGCCAGCGCGACGCGCUGGUGCGGGCGUUGCUCGAGGUCGCGCACAGGCGGCGGCUGCAGCCACUGGACGUGCUCGUGGUGGUGCCUGUCGGCGCCGGAGCGCCGUCGGCUAUUUCCGGCGUGGGGACUAUCCGCGGCGUGUGCGACACCCUUGGCUUCGGGUGCGUGGGUGGAGAGACGGACGAGGCCGUGCUUGCAGAGUUGAGCGCUUUCGGCCCAGAGCUGAUCGUGUCCAUCCCUGGCGCUACGUGCCACAGGAUGGUGUACGACUUUGAUGCGGGUAGAAUCCUUGACCAGGAGGCUGUGCCAAUCGCACCGGGCGAGACAGCGUUGUCGCUCAGCGUCAAGAUCGCUGCGGCCGCCGAGCUGUGCUUCCGGCGCGUAUUCGGCACCUUCCUGGACACAGGCGGGCUGCCCGAGGGGCGCUUGUGGGACGUCCAGGAGUUCCCGUACCACUUCCGCAAGCUUCCACGCGGUGGUGUCAUCGACCCAGAGUGGCCCGACGAUAAGGUGGAGCGCUUCGUUCGGGCGAUGUACUUCCCGCCGCACGCGCCGGCCACGUUGGUGCGGCCGGAUGGACUGGAGUACCCUGUGAGGACGAUGGAGGAGUACGCUGCAGCCCGCGAGGGCCGCGCUGUCCGGGGCACCUCCACCUCUUCUGGCGCAGCGCCGGCCAGGCCGGCCCCAGCUUGCGACCCCCAUCAGGCAAGCUGCGCCCCAGGUGGCACCAGGCCGCGAGCACGAGGCCCGUGGUUGCCCAGCGGGGGGGGCGCGGUGGGCUUGCUCGCGGCCGCGCUGGUGCUGCUGGCUGCGCUGGUGAGCGUGCCGCGAGGUGCCGGCUCCGAGCGGCAAGCUGGCAGCGCUGGCAGCAGCGCCGUCGGGCGGCCUCCCCCGGCGCCGGCCGCGCGCCACACGCUGGAGGCGCAUCCACGGGCGCGGUGCCUGGACGGCUCCCCUGCCGCAUUCUACCUCGCGCCAGCCACGAGCGCCGAGGGCCGGGGGAGGUGGGUGGUGUACCUGCAGGGCGGCGGUUGGUGCGCCGAGUCUGCGGAGCUCGCGGGCCUGCCAGGCUACAGUCACGCGGACGAUGUGGGGCAUCCCGACCUGUGCUCUCGCAGGGCGAAGGGCUACCUCGGCAGCUCCCGCUUCGACUGGGCGUCCCGGAGCCUGGAAGGUAAAGGCUUCCUGUCCGGCGAUCCCACCGAGAAUCCGUCGAUGCACAGCUGGAAUCGGGUGGUCAUUCGGAAUUGUGAUGGCACGCUCUUCCUCAGCAGCCUCGACGAGCCAAUGCAGCUCCCAGGAGGCGGCGCGCUGUACUUCCGCGGGCGCGACAACGCCUUCGCCGUGGUGGACGCACUGCUAGAGAGGCACGGCAUGGACAGCGCCUCGGAGGUUGUGAUCAGCGGCUGUAGCGCUGGCGGCGUCGCCGCGGUGCUUCUCGCGGAUGCGCUGCGAAGGCGCGUCGAGGAGCGUGCCCGCGCCGGCCGUCCCUUCGUGGCCGUGCUGUCGGACAGCGGCGUGUUCCCAGGUCCCGGCCCAGUGGGUAGCAGCGCGGCGCCCGAGGGGCUUCUGAGGUUUCCACAGUUCCAGUGGCUCUUCGAGCGCACGAACCUGUCGGGGAGCCUUCCGCCUCCGUGCACGUCCGAGGAGGCCCCGUGGGGCUGCCUGCACGUCCUGGGCGCGCUGCCCCACGUGGCGACCCCCGUGUUCCUGCUGCAGAGCCUGGCGGACUCCUGGCAGCUCAGCGAGCCUGCCGGGCCCGCACAGGCCGCGUUUGCGGCGGGCCUGCGCCAGCAGUUCGCCCUCGCGCUGCGCUGGCCGCACGCGGCCGCGGUCGACAGCUGCUUCCACCACGGGGGCGCGUGGGGCCGGAUCGGCUGGGGCGGCGUGACCAACCGCGACGCCUUCUGGCGAUGGUACACCACGGGGCGCGAGCGCUGGGUGGCGAAUUCCAGCAGCUCCGCCGGGCCUGGAGAGUACGCAGCCGAAGGCUGGCCCCUGGUCCACGCCGCGAACGCCCCGGCACCCGACUGCUACGAGGGCCAGGAGCGCCACCAGGAGUGGCACCGCUCCCUGGCUCGCCUGCCCGCCAGGCCGGACGGCUGAGCCCGCGGGCAUCCCGUCGGACGCCGCGGGGGCGGGGCGUGGCGUCACGCGCGCGUGCCGUGCAGAGGUCGGGGGGCCCUGCGCCUCGUCGACGUCUCCGGACCCCCUCGCGUCAUGUAAAGGCUG
Prorocentrum cordatum is the source of this 2300-nucleotide messenger RNA. NCBI's taxonomy places the organism in Eukaryota, Dinophyceae, Prorocentrales, Prorocentraceae. The record is from the annotation of a GenBank genome assembly.